AUGAGUGGCCCGCAGUGCGCGCUGUGCCGCGGCUGGCUCCCGGCGCUGCUGCUCCAGGCGCUGUUGCUGCUGCCGGCCACCCGCCUCGUCCGCGGCGCGCAGCCCGUGCUCUGCGCCCCCUGCACCCCGGAGAGGCUCGCUCUGUGCCCGCCCGUUCCGCCCGACUGCCCGGAGCCUGCCCGGCAGCCGGGCUGCGGCUGCUGUCAGAUCUGCGCCCUCGGGCCGGGGCAGCCCUGUGGGGUCUACACCGCCCGCUGCCGCCUCGGACUCCGCUGCCACAUCCCCGCAGGGGAGUCCCGGCCGCUCUCCGCCCUCAUCCAGGGGCACGGGACGUGUUUGCCCGCCAGCGAGGUCGGAGAGAUGCGCACAGAAGAGCCGGCAGAUUCUAUAGAACCUGAUGAUAUGUCUCUGGAAAGCACUGAAAUAACACAGGAUCAGCUGCUGAACUAUCAGUUGAUGUUUCCCAUAGGCCAGGAUAAAUCAAUUCCCUGGAAUUCCAUCACUGCUUAUGAAAACAUGAAAGCGAAGAGAAUAUCUGAACUCAAGAAAUGGAAAGAGCAGAGUCCUUGUCAGAAGGAGCUUUACAGAGCCCUGUAUAAAUUGGUGAAGACUCAGAGAAGCAGAGGGGAGAUUUACAAAUUUUACUUGCCCAACUGCAACAAGAAUGGAUUUUACCACAGCAAACAGUGUGAAACUUUGCUGAAUGGAGAGUCUGCUGAAUGCUGGUGUGUCUAUCCAAAAAACGGCAGAAGAAUUCCCGGAUCUCCAGCAAUUAAAGCAGACCCAGAAUGCCAACAGUAUCUCAGCUCGCAAGAAUAAAACUAAACCCCGAGGUUUUUCACACCAAGUUUUCUGUGGAGCCUGUUAUAGUCAGGAACCAUUCCAGUCAGGAGCCAUUUCACUAAGGUAGUCUUGUGCACCUGAUUUUGAGUGUAUGAGUGACCCCAAAAAAUAACAUUUUUACUGCACUGAGAUU
This is a messenger RNA of Camarhynchus parvulus, 976 nucleotides long. It is a transcript of the gene IGFBP1, whose product is annotated as insulin like growth factor binding protein 1. Lineage: Eukaryota; Metazoa; Chordata; Aves; Passeriformes; Thraupidae. The transcript is spliced from 4 exons. Gene Ontology annotation, cellular component: extracellular region. The record is from RefSeq and is a predicted model, not a curated record. Gene Ontology annotation, biological process: regulation of insulin-like growth factor receptor signaling pathway. Gene Ontology annotation, molecular function: insulin-like growth factor I binding; insulin-like growth factor II binding. The coding region runs from base 1 to 819 and encodes 272 amino acids.